UUUCCCGCACCGUCAAUCAAAAUAGGAAAAAAAUCGACCCGAAUUCAGCGAUCAACACUUAGCCCGCCUAUGAUAAAAUAAUCAUGUCCGGAGUUCUCUUGAUCACAUAAUCCAUCAAUUCACGCCAUGAGCGCCACGUAAACACUUCGGGGAGUGAAACGGUGAGUUUGUACUGCCUACAGCGACGGGAGCUGCGUCCUUUUUUGCUACCUUUUUUGUUUUUGCUCGGAGGCUAACUAGCUGAAUAUGGUUAGCCACCAACAGAGCUAGCUGGCUAAGCUAGCGGGCUAGCCAGCCGCAGAGUUGACAAAGUAAACAGUCGAUCUUGUGUGCAGAAUCUCCGCUGCAAAAGUUCACUUUGGCGGUCGUCAUCCUUUUUUGGACUGCACAGUGUGGGGAUGCUUUUCUGGCAGACAGGAGUUGAAGAUUACAGAGUUUUUGCUGCUGCUGCUGCUGCUAGCCUCUCUCUCUCCCUUGCUAGCGCCCCUUGAAACAAGGAGAAAUGGCGUCCGCGGACGUGGACAGCAGUCAAAGCGAGUUCCUGCAAUCCGCGACGGAAACGCAGACGACAGAUAUGUCCGCCAUUCAGCUGUCGGGCUCAGACCGUUGGGAGGUGUUAACUCCUGUAUCAGCUGGCAAGGAAGACCCAAACGCCGGGAUUGUCACGUCCAACGGACAGUAUGUGCUUCCCAUCGGGAGUCUCCCCAGCCAGCCCAUCUAUGUCACGGCGCCGGGCAGCGAGGCCACCGCCAAUGGCGUGUCAGGGAUUCAGUAUCAGGUCAUCCCACAAAUCCAAAAUGCAGACGGCACCCUCGCAGGAUUUUCCACGCAAGCUCUGGAUGAUGGCCAGAUCCAGCUCCUCCAAGAUGGCAGCCAAACCGGUAUCGGGCUGAGCUGCGCCACAACAGCAACCACGGACCUCCUGACGCAAGCUGGCCAGGUGCAGUCCAUCCAAGGCGUCAACCUCGCUGGGGGCUCGGCGUACACGGGUGCCGUCCCUGUGGGCCUCCCGGGCAACAUCACCUUUGUGCCCAUUAACAGCGUGGACCUGGAGUCGCUCGGCCUGACUGCGGCGCAGACGGUCCCCAUAGCGACAGGGGUGACACCGGAGGGUCAGCUGAUCAUGAGCGGACAGACCCUGGAGAGUCAGGACGGCGGCGCCAAACAGAUAGUGGCGAUCGGGGGCGACGCCAACCAGGAGCUCUACGUGCCAACAACCACCGUCACCUCCUCCACUGCCUCGCAGCUCCCCGAGACAAUUGACGGGACGGGGGUGCUAACGCAAGCCACUGCCGUGUCUGUAGGGGUGUCAGACCCCUCUUCCUCCUCUGAUAACUUCAACUCACACCACCUGCAGCAGAUACAGGUGUCCUCCUCCAACGCCACCACCAUCACACAGCCCAUCCUGCAGCUGUCAGGUGACACCCAGGUGGCUCGGGGCCAGGACCUGAGCGGAACAGGGGCAGCAGGGGGUCAGACUUUGCAGAGCGUCCAGCUGGUCAACCCAGGAACCUUUCUCAUCCAGGCCCAGACAGUCACCGCCACUGGUCAGAUCCAAUGGCAGACGUUCCAGGUUCAGGGUGUUCAGUCGCUUCAGGGGCUCCAGCUUCCUCAGGGCCAGGGGCAGGCCCAGCAGCUGACCUUAGCUCCGGUCCAGACCCUUCCUCUGGGCCAAACGGGCCAGGUCAGCCUGCCCAACCUGCAGACGGUGACGGUCAACUCACUGACACAAGCUGGAGUCCAGUUUGCGCAGGGUGACGACAACAACAGCCCAGCUGGUAUCCAAAUCAAGGAGGAGCCUGACUCGGAGGAGUGGCAUCUGAGCGGCGACUCCACGCUAAACCCCAGCGACCUCAACAACCUGCGAGUCCAGCUGGUCGAUGACGACCUGGACGUGGCCAGCGGCGAGGGCAAGAGGCUGCGGAGGGUGGCCUGUACCUGCCCCAACUGUAAAGAGUCCGGUGGAAGAGGAUCCGGCGUGGGCAAGAAGAAGCUCCACAUCUGCCACAUCGUCGGCUGCGGGAAAGUGUACGGCAAGACGUCGCACCUGCGAGCUCACCUACGCUGGCACAGUGGCGAGCGGCCGUUUGUCUGCAACUGGAUGUACUGCGGAAAGAGGUUCACUCGCAGCGACGAGCUGCAGAGACACCGCAGGACGCACACAGGCGAGAAGAAGUUUGUGUGCACCGAAUGCUCCAAGAGGUUCAUGCGCAGCGACCACCUGGCCAAACACAUAAAGACUCACCAGAACAAAAAGGGCGCCGCCCCCCUUUCUUCCACGUCACCACCCACCACGGACGCCGUCAUCACCGCCGAUGGCACCACACUCAUCCUCCAGACGGCCACCGGCCACGAGCUCGUGGCCAAUCAGGAGAUCCCGCUGCAGCUGGUCACAGUGGCGCCCGGCGAGGUGUUGGAGUGAAGGAAAACACCACAAGGGACUUCUUAUGGUGGGCUCCCCCUCCUCCUCCUCUCUUAUCUUUUCUAUAUGAAUAUAUACGUAAAUAUAUAUGACAAAUAUAUAUAUUUUAACUGAGAGUUAUCAUGACUUUGUUUUUGCAGUCUUUUUAUAGGCAAGCAGAAACAUUCACAAUGUACACACACACACACACACACACACGUUAACUCAACGAAAUGCCUUAUUUUGUAUCAUAGUCGUGUAUAAAAUGCUGGAGAUGCAUGUGUGUUUUAAAAAAAAAAAUGCAACCCAUUCUCUGGGAAGUUGUUUGACGUGUGUGGUAACGUGCGCUGUGCGUGUGAAGCGUUAUCAUGGAUCGUCUCUUCUCCCUCUCCUUUUAAUCUGCACUAAAAGUGAUACAUUUGAGGCACAAACGUCAAAUUACCUGUAAUGAGAGCAUCACUUCCUGGUUAGUGGUUGCCUAGGAAUCAGCUCCAGGUGCAUUGCUAGUGUUUGUCUACCUAUCACAGAAAGCAGCGAGAGGCGGGACAGACUAGGACAGAAUAGCCAAUCAGAGUUGAAUUUUUCAAGCAUCCGCUCAGUCAAGACAGAAUGUUUUUCUCCCUUUCUUUUGCUUGAUUUCAUUAUUUUGUAAAUGUAUCUUUGUAAGUCUUGGCUGAUCUAGUGGGAUGGGUGGUCUGUCGCUCACUUUUUUGUUCAAAGGACAAAAACACGUAAAAAAUUUGGGAAACAUUCCAGUUGAGUAGAUGCAAGAUUGCUUUUGCAAUAACUCUCCGGCCCGCGUGUGCUUCAAGUCCAAAAGUAAAACAAUCAUAUGUCGUUUUUUUCCCCUCCAUGUUAAUCCUUCUGUUUGUAGCAUUCAUUUUACAUGUAUAUUACCUUCUUGUUUAUAGAAGCCAUCACUUAGAAAUUUAUUUCAAUGUAUCAAAACCUUAUUUUAAGUGAUUUUUUAAAGACUUGGUGUAAAAAUUGAAUGUUACCUUUUUUUUGUAAAACCUUUUUUCAAAAUGGAUCACAAUAAAGUGUCUGUCACUAAAGAUGUUUAG
Doryrhamphus excisus (bluestripe pipefish) is the source of this 3465-nucleotide messenger RNA. RefSeq names its product transcription factor Sp3-like. Gene Ontology annotation, biological process: regulation of transcription by RNA polymerase II. The record is from RefSeq and is a predicted model, not a curated record. NCBI's taxonomy places the organism in Eukaryota, Metazoa, Chordata, Actinopteri, Syngnathiformes, Syngnathidae. Gene Ontology annotation, molecular function: DNA-binding transcription factor activity, RNA polymerase II-specific; RNA polymerase II cis-regulatory region sequence-specific DNA binding.